AUGGCGAGCACCCAAAAUUCCCUCAAGGCUCGCCUGCAAGAUGGGGAGGUCCUCUAUGGGAUCGCCCUCCUAAGCUACUCACCUACCAUGGCGGAAAUAGCUGCCUUUGCUGGCUAUGACUUCGUGCUCAUUGACAUGGAGCAUGGAUUCGGGGGUAUCGCCGAUGCCCUGCCAUGCAUCCACGCCGUUGCAGCGGCCAACACUCCGGUGAUCAUCCGCGUCCCGGAGAACACCCACGUGUGGGUCAAGAAAGUGCUUGACCUCGGCCCUCAGGGCAUUGUCUUCCCCUUCAUCAACGACGCCGACCAGGCUAUCAAGGCCGUAUCGUACUGCCGUUAUCCCACCAAGGGUGUGCGUGGGGUGGCCACUCCCAUUGUCAGGGCUUCCAAGUUCGGAAUCGACGAGCACUACGCAGAGCACUACGAGAAGGACCUGCUCAUCAUGUGCCAGGUAGAGACGGAGGAGUCGGUGAACAAUGUGGAGAAGAUCGCGGCGGUGGAUGGGGUGGACGCGGUCAUGGUCGGUCCCUAUGACCUGAGUGCCAGUGUCGGGUGCAUGUCGAACCCAAAUGCCCAGAAAGUGCAGGAUCUGUUGAGGACCAUGGAGAAGACUGUACUGUCCUCCAAGAAAAAAGAGGAGGGAGGCCCAUUUUUGGCGGCGUUUGCCAUCGGAGCUGAUGGGUCCGAGGACUUCCGAAGGCGAGGCUACCGGUGCAUUCGUGGGGCCUGUGACGUCGUGUCGUUCAAGAAUGCCUGCCUUGCCGAUGUGAGGAAGUUUAAGAAGAGCUUGCUCAACUCCACUUGCUGA
Molecule: messenger RNA, 807 nt
Organism: Prosopis cineraria
Lineage: Eukaryota; Viridiplantae; Streptophyta; Magnoliopsida; Fabales; Fabaceae
Exons: 1
Coding region: 1-807 (268 amino acids)
Cellular component (GO): cytoplasm
Molecular function (GO): aldehyde-lyase activity
Source: RefSeq, a predicted model, not a curated record